GCGAAGCAGGAGAGGAGUACAGGGCAUCGUCCGAUCGAGCACUGAGGGAUCUGAAGGAACGAAUUAGGCAAGAAGCACCGCUGAGAUAGGCUGACCAAACAAAUGACAGAGGGCCCGACAUGAGAGGCGAACCAAUUGCGUCAGAGCCGCAGGAGGCUCUAAAGACGGGUACCUCGAGCGGACGGCGCUCCCCCGAGUACGAGCGGAGGGACACCAUAGCGGACAGGUAUAGAGACGACUGGAGAGAGAAUUUGAGGGAUUCCUAUUGGAGGGACAUAGAUAGAGACAGGGCGCCGCCCAGGCGAGUUUUCGACCCCCAGACAGGGGAGUCACAUCCGCUCCCUUACGAGAGCAAGGACCGCUAUAUUAUUACGCACAAGGUCUCAGAGCCUCUUACCUUCAGGGGCUAUGGUAUCACAGAAUAUCUGGAGAAGUGGGAGCUUCACGCCAGCCGGAGUCAGUUGUCGGAGGAAGAGAUUAUAGAGAACUUCCUAUUUAAUGUGGACCCAAGUCUUGGUAGGGAAGUUAAGGAAGCUCGACCGAAGGAUGGGAAAUGGACUACGUACAAGGAGAACCUCGUUGAACUUUACAAAUUGGAGGAUAACAAGUAUUCCGUCAAGGACCUUGAGACAAUGACUCAAGAUGAAGAUGAGAGCAUGCGGGCAUUUCGGAUGCGUUUCCAAAAGAUCUCCGACGUGCUGGUGAAGAAGGGGAAGAUCUCAGAGGUCGAGCGUUGUACUAUCUUCAUCGAACACUUGGACGACAGAUACGAGAGAUCGGACCGAGAUGGAUAUAGGGACGACAAAUACGAGAGGUCGGGUCGAGAUGGCUACAGAGGGAGUAAAUAUGAGAGAGGAGAUCGGGACUGGGAACGACAAGAUGGGUCGCGCGGACGGUUUGAGCGCGGGGGAGAUGCGAGAGAGCAGCGCGACGAGUCGCGGGGAUGGUACAACCGAGGGGACCGACGCGAUGAGACACGAGGACGAUAUGACUCGGGGGACCGCCGGAAUGAUUCGCGAGGGCGGUAUGAGCAAGGAGGGUCUGGAGGAGACCGACGCAACGAUUCGCGCUGUCGGAAUGAGAGAGGGGGAUAUGGCGUCUCAUCAGAACCAUAUCCCAAGUCGCCUGACCCCAAGGCGGCCAGGAAUUCGAUCUCUAGAGGCGCAGACGACAGGGCAUCUACUCCUAGGAACUCAUGCGUUUGUUGUAGAGGAGAAGAUCAUAUCAAGAGGGAUUGCCCGGACCUCAAACGGGCAAUAGAUGAGGGACUUGUCGUGCUUGACGACCGCAAGUACGUCAAGUGGGCAGAUGAUCUGGGAGAUGUAUCGAUGUUCCCUUCGAUGAAGGAGAAUGUCGAAGCAAGGAGAAUAAAGACGAGUAAAGGAAUGAAGCCGGUCAGGAGCCAGUGCAUCAAGAUAAUCUUUGAGGGGGAUAUCGCGACCACACCCAUAAGGGUGGCGGCCACCAAGUCGGCAAGAGGGUCUCCAUCGAAGAAGACUGACAUGGAUUACGUGAUGACAGAGAAGGAUGGGCAGCGGGUGGAUAGAGAGGAGGUUAUCCUUUCGCCGCGAAAGAGGGGAGUGAAGAAGUUCUUAAUGAAGAGUUCGUUGGACGAGAUUGACACGGUUGAGCCACUGAGGCGGGCCCWUCGGCAACCAAUGCAGUGCUCUAUUCUGGAGUACCUGGCGGCAUCGAAGCCGGCUCGUGAUGAAUUACAGAUGAUCAUGCGGAAGACUCGCAUACCUCUAUCAGAGGAGGGUCAGGGGGCCCCUAAAGCGGAAGCUUCUACAGUAGCGGUAACGGGGGUGACUGCCAGAGCGUAUCGCAUGGCGACAGUCUUUCUCGAUGGGAUAGAAGGUGUGCCUCCAGACAAGUUUUAUAUACUUGGUAGCGGGGCCGUAGAGACGAUUAUAAACGAUGGAGCGAUACUCGAUGCUGUGAUUGAUAACGGCAGUGAGGCUGUCAUCAUAGACGAGGACCUGGCAGUACAAGUUGGACUGGGCCUCGAUAGGUCAUACCUAUUUGAGAUAGAGACGGCUGAUGGGAGAAAGCAACAUAUCACUGGGAUUUGUCACAAGGCAACCAUAGAGGUCCAAGGGGUAACAGUGACCCUGCCUGUCUUUGCAGUCAAGAACUGUACCUCCGACCUGCUCUUGGGUCGAACGUGGCUGAGCCACGUGCAUGCGGUGACAAUAGAGCGACAUGAUGGGAGCCAAACAUUGUCCAUUAGGAAGCCAGACGGGACACAGGUGAUGAUUGAGACAGUGCAAUCUCGGGACCCGAGGAACAGAGCAGCUCUCGCUGUGGGUGCAAGACCCAGUGAUCAGAUUAAGUCGUUACCCAUCUCCGGCCUCGCGGUGCGAUUUCGCGAGAAGAGAUAUGGACCACUGCUCACAGAGGAAGAAGGUCGGAUCGUGGAGGUGGAAGAUUUAGGAAGCCGGCUAAUAGUGGACGGCAACUCGUACCCGAAGAAAAAAGAUGAGGAAUUUGGCGGUGUGGUAUCCGUGUCUUUGUUAAGGGCACGGCUCCCUAUGGGGGGCUACCCAAGCGACACAAGCGAGUAGCUCAAAAAGUUAAGCCAGCGGCGGUGGGCCACGAGCGAUCGACACUGGAAGGGGUAUCAGAAGAAGAGAUCACGAAAGAAAUCAAAAAAAGAAAAAAAAAGGAGCCACAACGCCUAACGGAAGAGAGAAUAGCAGGGAUGGACAUCGAAGAUGGAAAUCUGACCCCACAGGAGCGAGGACGUGUGAUAGAAAUUCUGAAGACAUGUGAUAAGGCAAUAGCUUUCAGCGACGCGGAGCGCGGUAGGAUUGACCCUCGAUACGCUAAGCCAGCAAGGAUUUACACGAUACCACAUGUUCCUUGGAACGACGCGGGAUGAAAAUACGCCAGAAGGAGAAGGAAGAAGUUAUCGCUUUCCUUAAAGAGAAGAUAGUUUCCCACGUUGCGGAGCCGUCUGAUAGCGCUUAUGCAAAUC
Molecule: messenger RNA, 2977 nt
Organism: Chara braunii
Lineage: Eukaryota; Viridiplantae; Streptophyta; Charophyceae; Charales; Characeae
Source: the annotation of a GenBank genome assembly